This is a messenger RNA of Trichobilharzia regenti, 6905 nucleotides long. The record is from the annotation of a GenBank genome assembly. NCBI's taxonomy places the organism in Eukaryota, Metazoa, Platyhelminthes, Trematoda, Strigeidida, Schistosomatidae.
UUCGAACUCAAGGUCGGAUGUAUAGGAGUUGAGCUAGUAGGACACUUCUCUGCAACAGUUGUCUAAUCAUGCCUAUUGAAGAGGAGGAUACAACGACGACGACGACGACAACAACAACAAAUGAAGAUGGACCAAAAUACAAAAUAUCCAGUUUUCUUUUUGGUAAUGUGAAUAAGGAAGGUCAAAUUGAAGAAUAUCAACAUGAUGAUGAAUUAAAAUCAAUUAAUAAUUUGGAUAGAUGUCAUGUAAGAGAAGUGGAAGAGACGGCUACACAUGUACUUUCUGACAAUAAUAACAAUAAUCCUAUACCAUCUGUACAAUCAGAUGAUGGGAGUAAUCAAUUGUUGGCAACUUCUAAUUCAAUGGAUUAUUAUAAUGAACAAGAAGUAAUCGCGGAAGAACUUGUAGAAAAUGUUUUGCACACUAUGAAACCUGAGAAGAUUAAAGAGGAUGAUUACGAUUCAUAUGAUGAUACAGAACUUGGAGCUAGUCAAACACAAAAAGGUGAGUCUGAUCCAACGUCACUACCAACUGAAGAGAGACAAAUUUCACCUGAAGAGAAUACAACCGUUCAAUUAUCUUCUACUGAACCUUCAUCACCCAACCACCAGAUCGAUUUGAUAGAGGCUAAUCAUGAACAAACAACUGGAGAAGAAAUACUGGAGUCGUCAUCACCAACUCUGUUAUCAUCAUUGCCUACUGAAAUGAUCUCUCCAUACAAAUUAAUGAGUUAUGCUGACAUUAGCGUUUCAGAGGAUGCAACACUUAUCAUGCCACCUCCACUGCAUCCUGCACCUCUUUCAGUCUCACGGGCGAAUCAAGUUAAGCCUGUUUAUUCACGAAAUCUUGAUUCGCCGAUCUGUAGUCCUAUUCCUGUUACCUAUCCACAUUCAGAAUGCACACGAAGUCCAAGUUAUUCGCCAUCUUCUAUACAAAAUCAUGACAAUAAUCAUGAUAAUGGCUUGAAUACACCUUUGGGUAGUCUUAUGCCAGUCGAGUAUGCAAAUGUUGACAUUAAAGAACUAUUUCCUUCAUAUGAUCCAGGAAAAAUACCAUUAUGGGGACGGUUAUUUCGAUUGCCACAUCCAUUGGGCAUCUAUCAUGAAUACAUUGAACGUUAUGAGUAUAUGGAAGAGAUGCUAUCACACAGAUUGUCAAGAAGUGAUCGUCAACAUCUUAUAUAUGAUGGAAUUUUAGAUCUUGGAGAAAUUCCCUUACCAGAAGAUAUUAUAUCUAGUGAUGAAGUUGUGGAGUUGAACACACCACCAACACCAGGAUUAGAUUAUUUAGCUGGCAGUGAAACAUCAUGGUGGCGUAGAGCAUUUAAAGCUGCUCUUGAGGAAUUAAUGAAUCCUAAGAAUGAAAAGACUGAACAAGAUGACAAUUAUAAUAAUAAGAAUAAAAAAGAAAUUCAAGAACAACACCGACACCGACAACACCACCAACAGUUAUACUUAGAUGACAGUUAUAAUAAAAAUCAUGAAAUCAGCGAUUCAGAUUACAAUGUGGCAGACAGUUAUAUUGGUUGGCGAUUAGGACCUGCAAAAUAUUGGUAUGAUCAAUUAGGCCUACCAUUGGAUAUCAAUAUCUCUGAAUGGACAGAAUGGAGACGACCGUUACCAAGUACACUGAACUGUAAUAACAAUAGUCAUAACUCAAGUUCUAUUCUUUCUGUUCCACCGUCAUCAUCAUCAUCACCACCACGUCCACCAUCGCCAUCUUCUUCCUCUUCAUCAUCAUCACCAUCGGUGACGAUGACAUCACCAACAGCAACUGCCGAUGAGCCUGCUGACAGUGCAGAUAAUGAUAAGAAUAAUUCUAUCGAUAUGAAUAAAUCAGUUAGUGAUUCAAAUUGUCCAGCAAUGAAAAAAGAGAAUAAUAACGAUGAUGAUGAUGAUGAUAAUACCACACCUACAACGACAACAACUGCUGCUACUACUACUAGUCUGCCUAAUAAAAAUUUUUCAGUUCAUGAAUGUCACAAACAAGAUCCAGAUGAUUGUCAACAGCGUUCAACAAAUGAAUCAUUGGCUCUUUCCUCACCUCCAACACCACGUAAGAAUAACUCACGCACAUUGUUAUCGGAAGAUAUUCAUCAGCCGAGUCACUUUUAUCCCUAUCAAUUAUUAAAUUGGGAGGAUGAUAUUAUCUAUGAUCCUCAAUUGAGUGCUGCUAAAAUUUCUAACUAUUCUCGGUUAAAUGCUGCCUAUGCCGGUUGGAUACCGUCGCAACAUUGUCGUACUAUGUCAGCAUUUCAAGAUGCAUAUCAGGGGAAAUUUCCGUUCAUUUUAAACUCGAAAACAAUCAAUGGUAUUACAUCAUCUUCAUCGUCUGCUUCGUUAACCACUACACUAAUCAUGGAAAGUCUGUUGAGUCAUCGUUAUCAUGCUGAUAAACAUUCAACAUCAACAAAGAACACAAUCCAAUCAAAUCCUCCGCCGCCGCCUCCUCCUCCUCCGUAUUCAAUAUUUCCAGUUGAAAAUCAAGCUAUCCUUAAAGAUGCCUGGAUACAUGAUAUCAUUUACGAUUGUGAUUUACCCGCUGAUCAACAACCUCCACCAUUUCUAUUGACAUUAGAUCAAAAUGAUGAAACCUGCAUACUAGAACCGAUCAAUGAUGCGAGUAUUGCUACAACUCUAUCGAUUAUACGUAGUCAACGACAGAAACGUCUAAUGAGCAGUAGAGGUUUAGAAGGUGAAGUAGACAAAACCACUGGAGAUAUGUCCACAACGGGCAAUAUUAAUAUUGGUAGUGCUAAUAAUAAUAUUAAUAAUACUACUACUACUAAUAAUAAUAGUAUUCGUGGUAAUAUUCAAGACGCCAGUUGGUCUAACUCAAAUCAAAUGAAUGAUACAAGUGAUAAUAAGUUGAAUAGUAGUAAUAUGGCUACAGUGAAUCGUACUAGUCUUCAGGUGAACUUUGGUUUAGCUUCUACGCGCGGUAUGUUCACUGGUGCUUUAGCUAAAGCUGAAAAAGGCGCAGAAAAGGUGAAAAUGAUCCUGGGUAAACAUGGCCUUUUAGCCGAGGAUGAUUGGCAACCAAACCAAUCAGAGAAACUAAUGACUACAGAUAAUGAUAGAGGAGCAGUAGAUCAGCUGCAAGAAGCGAAUGAAUUCAAUUCCGAUAGUGGGAAUGCUGCCUUGGCAUCAGCUGCAGCCGCUGUUUCUGGUAUCCCACCAAAAGAUCCAUUGAAUUUAUCAAAUGAUGAAUAUUAUGCUAUUCGGAGUGGAGCACUAGCUUUAGGCGGACUAGCACGAUGUGGUCCACUUCAGCAUAGUACACCGGCAGUCGAGUUAUGGCCACCAUUUUUCCCAACAUUUAUGAGUCCGUUACGCUUGCGUCAGUUUCAUAGAGUUCCAUUGAAAAGAUAUCUUCGUGGUCCAAUGUCACAGUUCAGUGUACCCUUUCCUGUAACUAAUCUUACACGUCAUAUUCAUCGUAAAAUGCGUGAAAGAGAAGAUGAACGAGCUGCUACAGGUGGUGGUGAAAUUUUCUUCAUGAGAAAUCCUGGAGAUUUAUCUGGAGCUGAUGGAGAGAUUGUUUUAUUUGAAUUUUCUGAAGAAUACCCUCCAUUGAUGGCACAGGUUGGUAUGGCUACAAGAAUAAUAAACUACUAUCGUCCAUUAGUGCCAAGAGAUAGAUCCCUUUCACCAUGUCCACAUGCUUACAAUGAACCACCUGAACUACCGUAUGGUUCACUUGUUUACGUUGGAGGUUCUGAUAGUCCAUUUCUUGGUGUUAUUCGACCCGGUGGUUGUUUACAGACUGUUGAAAAUAGUAUGUAUCGUGCACCAAUCUAUCCGCAUACACUUUCCAAUACUGAUUUCUUAUUAAUACGUAAUCGUAAUGGGAUUAGUAUACGUCGUAUAGCGAAUGCAUUUACUGUUGGUCAAGAGGUUCCCCUAAUGGAAGUCCCCGGUCCAAAUUCAAAACGUGCUAACAAUUUUGUACGUGAUUUUCUACAAGUAUUCAUCCUACGCUUAUUCCUACGUAGUACAGAUGAACCGAAACGUAUUAAAAUGGAAGAGAUUCGUAAGGCUUUUCCAAAUCAUUCAGAGAGUAGUGUCAGAAAACGACUGAAAAUUUGUGCUGAUUUUAAACGUACUGGUUCUGAUGCAAGUUGGUGGGUUCUACGUUCUGACUAUCGAUUACCAUCAGAAGAGGAAGUUCGUUAUCUUGUUUCACCAGAAGACUGUUGUGCACAUUACAGUAUGCUGGCGGCUGAAUUACGUCUAAAAGAUGCUGGUUACGGUGAAAAGUGUCUAUUUGUUUUGGAUGAAAAUCAAGGCGAAGAAGAAGAGGAUAAAGAAGGUCAACCUAAAAUGGAAGAUGAAGUCAGAGCUGCACCAUGGAAUACAACACGAGCGUAUUUAGCAUCACAACGUGGUGGUUGCUUUCUUGAAUUACACGGAGCUGCUGAUCCAACUGGUUGUGGUGAAGCUUUUUCCUAUUCUAAAACAUCAGCUAAACCUGGUGCAUUAUUUCGACAAGCUGGAGGUGAAGUGGCUAGAGGACUGUUGAAAGGUAAACGUACUGUCACUGGAACUGAUGCGGAUUUGCGUAAACUGCAUCUGCGGGAUGCACGUGCUUUAUUACGUUCAUUUGGUAUUAGUGAAGCUGACUUGAAGACAUUUAAACGUUGGGAGAUUAUUGACAUGGUUCGUUUCACAUCGACUGAACGAGCGAAACAAGGCGAAGAAGAAGGUUCAGCAAAAUUUGCUCGUGGUAAUCGUCUAUCAAUGAGUGAACAAAUACGGUGUUAUAAAGAAGAAUGUCAGCGAAUAUUUGAUCUGCAGAAUCGUGUCCUGUCGAAUCCAGAACUGUUAAGCUCUGAUGAAGAGAUGAGCAGUGAAGAUGAUGAAGAUGAAGUCACCGGAGCUGAUGGUGUUGGUCAUCGAUCUACAGGACUAGGUGGGCAUAGUUCCAGUGGACCGAGUAAUUCUAUCGGUGGUGUACGUCUGUCCAGUCUGUCGUCAUCAGCUCGUUCUUAUGCACAAGUUAGUCGUAAUAUGGAAUCGUUAAUGUCUAAUCGGAUGACAUCGAAAGAAUUAGAUAGUAAAGGCGAUGAUAAGGAUCGGAGUAAACUGAAAAGAGCUUUAGAAGGCAGUGAUUCAUUACCAGGAACAAAACGUCCACGUAAAACGAAUCAGUUACAGUUGAAAGAGGCUGACAUAUCCAGUACAGAAUGCAAUGAAGGCAGUACAACCGGGAAUACAGUAUACGAGGCUAGUGCUACUGCCGCUGGAACAAUUCUUGACCUUCAACCACCAUGGCCAAAUGCCAAUAAGAAAAUGCUGCGUAUAAUGCGUACUUAUUCAGAAGAUGGACAUCAGUACACACGGACAGAAUUAGUACCGUGGUCACCUGUAGUAGAAAUCUAUUUGAAAAUUCGUCAAACACGUGAUGAUGAGUUUAUUCAUAACUUUGUUGACUCAGAUGAUCAUUUCCGUGAGCAACAGAAGAAAGAGAAACGAAGAUUACAGGAUCAAUUACGUCGUCUUCGUAAACAACAACAAAUUAUACGAGAACGUGGUGGUGGUGGUGUUGGCAGUGGAGGUGCUAUGUCCGGUAUGAAAUCUUCAUUAGGAUUAGGCAAUAAAGCGAAUCGGCAUAGACGGCAUAAAACGCUUACAGAAGCGUUGAUUAAAAUGCGUUGUGGUGCAUGCGGUCAAAUGGGUCAUAUGCGUACUAAUAAAGAGUGCCCAAUGUAUGGACGUGGUGGUGGUAAUCCCUCUGCAUCUCUGCAGAAUGAUGCAGGCGUCCGGAGAACAACAGCAACACCAACUACCACAGAACGUGGUCACCUACGUUCACAAACCUCUCUACGCAAUUUAUCGCGUUCAUUUGAUGACUUAGGUAAUUCUAAGCUAGACGAUAGAGGAGAAUUAAGCUUCUUAGAGGCCAACUGUUAUACUGGUCGAAAAUUAGAACCUGAAACAAUAGCUGCAGCACAAGCAUUAGCCUCUCGACCUGUAUGUGAAUUGUUGGCAGAACAAGAAGAAGAGGAAGAACAAGAAGCAAAAGGUCAUCAUGGUCAUGGUACAGAUAGCCUUGAUGACAGGCAUCAUAGCAAAGAUUCAGAUGAUUUUGAUGAAUCAUCUAUGCAUAGUGCUUUAGGCGAGAAUGAUAUGACGGUUGAAGGAACUAAGCUAAAACUUCACUCUGGUUUAACGAAAUACAUUAAAGAACAAAAUCGUCGUAAUCUAAAGCUGAAAAUACGUCGUCAGUUGUUAGAUCGUUUGGAUGCUGCAGCUGCUGUUGUUCAAUCAGCAGUUAAUUCAAGUCGACGUGGAGCAAUGGGUGGUGGUCGUGGCGGUGGUGCUGGUGGAAGAAAUCGACGCUCCAGUAUGGGUAUUAAUGAUGAUGAUUUUCCGACAAGUAUUAAACAUCGUGGUAAUCGACGGCGUAUUGAUCCUCGUGUUGCAUUGAAUCAUAUUUUUGAAGGAAUCUAUAAGGGUCUUACUCAAAUACCCGGUUAUAAAAUAUUUAUGCAUCCAGUGAAAGAGAAAGAUUUUCCUAAUUAUUAUUCACAAAUUGAUACCCCAAUGGAUUUAUCUCAGAUACGUAUGAAAAUCAAUGAGAAUAGUUAUGCUACACGUGAGGAAUUCUUAUCUGAUAUCCGAUUAAUCUAUAAUAAUUCUUCAAAAUUCAAUGGUCGUUAUAGUGCCUAUACAGAGACAGCUAUGAAAAUGUGUUCCCACGUAAUGGAACAAUUUUGUCAUAAAGAAUUAAAAUUAAUGCGAUUAGAAUCAUUAGUGAAUCCUCUACUGGAUGAAGAUGAUCUUGUCGGUUUAAGUUAUCUACUGCAACAAGCUAUUGAAGCUAUGCGUAGUGUUGAGCAUAGUCGACCAUUUCAUAUACCAGUGGAUAAACGAAGAUAUCCUGAAGAAUCACUUACUCGUUAA